AUGGAUUUCUUAAACCCAGUCCGCCAUGAUCCUUUCAGUGAUGACAGCGAGGAUAUUCCCACAGUGAACCUCGAAGAGGUAGACUCACUCGAGGCCAUUGUCAUCAUUGACAAUGAGCUAGAUCCGCUCUCACCCCCGGCGCCAGACACGGUGCAGCUCACUGGAAACCUGGGAACUAUCGCGCUGAGCUCCCGGCAUACAUUGACUGAUCGUGGAGAGGCAUGCAAGGAACUAAGACUGGGAGAUGUUUGCUGCGCAGCCCAUGGCCUGUCAAUCCUUGUGACAGCCACGAAAGGCGAUAAGAGCCAUACUAUUCUUUUCGAUGCUGGUCCUGAGGAGGAUGCAUGGGAACGGAAUGUGAAACGGCUCCGACCAAAUCUCUCUUCGGUGGAAGUAGUCCAACUAUCUCACUGGCAUCGAGACCACUCCGGGGGACUUCUGCGAGCGAUCCACAUGAUAAACAAAGCCAGACAAGCAGAGAACCGCUCCGACGAACUCGUUGUGGACUUGCAUCCAGAUCGACCGGUAUACAGAGGUAUUGCUUUGCCGGAACAUAUCAUAUCUCUCGAAGCAGACCCGACCUUCGAGGAACUAGAAGCCGCAGGUUCCUUCGUUGACAAGAGAAGUGAGCCACACACUGUGCUAGAUGACUUCUUUCUCGUCUCCGGGGAGAUCCCGCGAGUCACGCCGUACGAGACCGGUCUGCGAAAUGCAGUACGAUAUGAUCCCGAUGAGAACGAUUGGUUCUCUGAUGAAAGCAUUACCGACGAACGGUCUCUCAUCUGCAAUCUGAAGGGCAAAGGCCUGGUCGUGUUCACAGGGUGCAGCCACGCAGGUGUAGUAAACACAUCAAAACACGCCGUGCAACUCACCGGUGGAACAGUCCCUCUCCAUGCCGUAGUUGGUGGAUUCCAUCUCGCCAUGAGCGAGCCAGAUCACAUCGAGAGCACAGUAACCGACUUGAAAAAACUCGAUCCGGCUGUCCUCAUGCCAGGCCACUGUUCAGGCUGGCGAGCCAAGUUCGCCAUUGAGAAACACAUGCCUGGCUCGAUGGUGCCGUGCACUGUAGGGUCGAGAAUCGCAUUCUGA
Messenger RNA from Penicillium canescens, 1089 nucleotides. Its product is annotated as MBL fold metallo-hydrolase. The record is from RefSeq and is a predicted model, not a curated record. Lineage: Eukaryota; Fungi; Ascomycota; Eurotiomycetes; Eurotiales; Aspergillaceae. Gene Ontology annotation, molecular function: transferase activity. The coding region runs from base 1 to 1089 and encodes 362 amino acids. The transcript is spliced from 5 exons.